Desarmillaria tabescens is the source of this 903-nucleotide messenger RNA. RefSeq lists its product as uncharacterized. The coding region runs from base 1 to 903 and encodes 300 amino acids. The record is from RefSeq and is a predicted model, not a curated record. The transcript has 6 exons. NCBI's taxonomy places the organism in Eukaryota, Fungi, Basidiomycota, Agaricomycetes, Agaricales, Physalacriaceae.
AUGGGAGCAACGGCCCUGAUAGUGGAGCAACUCUUAACCCCUCUCACCGAAUGGAAGUGUCUAGGAUCGCUGACUACAGAUGUACAACUUGAUAUUCCCGUUCCCUCUUUCACACGGGCAACAUAUGAUUAUCCGGUGCAAGACGUAGGGCCAGAAUUCUUGUCUCGUGUCAUGUUUGGCGAACGGGAGUUAUGGCCUUUUUUGGCCGGCAGUGACGAUAUCUGGAACGAUGGGUAUUUUCCCAUGUUUGAACAGGUCAUCCCUCUGGGCUCUGUAGGAUAUAUUGAUCCCUUCUCGAAGAAGUUUGUCACAUUGUUCAAUGCCAUCAAUCCAGCGUCUUCAGCAGAACCAAGAAUACGUCGGAUUCCUUCUAUCCUGAAGUGGGGUCGGACAAAAGUUGUCACGGACACAAAAUACUCCCCUUCACCAGCAUGGGAUCAUCAAUACAAGAAGCCUGGAAUCCUUGGCAAGCUUGGAGUUUUGACCAAGGAAACAUCAGUGCCUAGUAUCCCUCUGAAAUUCACCGUCAAACAGAAACUUCAUCUCGGGCUCGGACGUGCUAUUUCUCGGCAACUUGUAGGAGACAGGCGCGGUUGGUCGCGCAAGCACCGGCAGACGAUUACGGAUGUGUUCGGAGAACGUCACCCCCAUAUCCGACAGCACAUGCCAGAGAUUGUUACAGCAACAGUAGACUCCCCACAAUAUGUUUGGUUUGUGCCUCUUAGGCAUACUGUCCAAGCCUACACUAUGAUUUGUUUCUACUUUCAAGUCGACCCUCAGGCUUCUCAUAAACCUGGAAACCCUUGGGGGGAGAUCAAAUCUUUUCCACCCUCCUGGGCCCACAUCUCCACUGUUGGGCAGUCCCCAAUGACUGUACAGAUUCGUUGUGAGUAUGUCGCAUAG